This is a messenger RNA of Scomber scombrus (Atlantic mackerel), 4924 nucleotides long. It is a transcript of the gene nampt1, whose product is annotated as nicotinamide phosphoribosyltransferase 1. The transcript is spliced from 11 exons. The record is from RefSeq and is a predicted model, not a curated record. NCBI's taxonomy places the organism in Eukaryota, Metazoa, Chordata, Actinopteri, Scombriformes, Scombridae. Bases 71 to 1546 code for a protein of 491 amino acids. Gene Ontology annotation, molecular function: nicotinamide phosphoribosyltransferase activity. Gene Ontology annotation, biological process: NAD+ biosynthetic process.
CGGCAGCACUGCUCGGCGCGCAACACAACACACUGACAGCUGCGACUGACUCACAACCAAGGGGGGAAAGAUGGAGCACAGAGACCCGGACUUCAACAUAUUGCUAGCGACGGAUUCAUACAAGGUAACACAUUACAAACAAUACCCUCCCAACACAAGUAAAGUGUACUCCUACUUCGAGUGUCGUGAGAAGAGGACCGAUCCCAGCAAAAACAGAAAAGUCAAAUAUGACAAAACUGUCUUCUACGGCCUACAGUACAUCCUCCAUAAAUACCUAAAAGGAAAGGUAGUGACCCCAGAGAAGAUCCAGGAGGCAAAGGAGGUAUACAGAGAACACUUCCAAGAUGAUGUUUUUAAUGUGAAGGGAUGGACUUACAUUUUGGAGAAAUACAAUGGACACCUGCCUAUUGAAAUCAAGGCGGUGCCAGAGGGGAGCGUCAUUCCCAGAGGCAAUGUUUUGUUCACAGUGGAGAGCACAGACCCUGAAUGCUACUGGCUCACCAACUGGGUGGAGACCAUCCUGGUGCAGAUCUGGUACCCCAUCACAGUGGCGACCAACUCCAGAGAGCAGAAGAAGAUCCUCGCCAAGUACCUCCUAGAAACUUCUGGGAACUUGGAACGACUAGAGUAUAAACUCCAUGACUUCGGCUACAGGGGCGUCUCCUCACAAGAGACUGCAGGUAUCGGGGCCUCCGCCCAUCUGGUCAACUUCAAGGGCACAGACACGGUCGCUGGCAUCGGAGUCAUUAAGAAGUACUAUGGCACCAAGGACCCUGUGCCAGGUUUCUCCGUGCCUGCUGCAGAGCACAGUACCAUCACAGCAUGGGGUAAGGACCAUGAGAAAGAUGCCUUCGAGCACAUCAUCAAGCAGUUUCCCAGCGUGCCCGUAUCCAUAGUCAGCGACAGCUAUGACAUCUACAACGCCUGUGAGAAGAUCUGGGGCGAAGACCUCCGGGGGCUGAUCGAGUCACGCAGCGCAGACGCCCCACUGGUUGUCCGACCAGACUCAGGAAACCCGCUUGAUACGGUUCUGAAGGUUUUGGAGAUCCUUGGUAAGAAGUUUAAUGCAAAGGAGAACUCUAAAGGUUAUAAAGUGCUCCCUCCUUACAUUAGAGUCAUACAAGGAGACGGAGUGGAUAUCAACACACUGCAAGAGAUUGUGGAGGGUAUGAAGCAACACAGGUGGUCCAUUGAGAACAUUGCCUUUGGCUCUGGAGGGGCUCUGCUGCAGAAACUGACCAGAGAUCUGCUCAACUGCUCCUUCAAAUGCAGCUACGUGGUCACUAACGGCUUGGGGGUGAAUGUGUUCAAGGAUCCAGUGGCAGACCCCAACAAGAGGUCAAAGAAAGGCCGCCUGUCUCUGCACCGGACUCAGAGUGGAGACUUUGUGACCCUGGAAGAGGGCAAAGGCGACCUGGAGGAGUAUGGCGUGGACCUGUUGCACACAGUCUUUCAGAACGGGAAGAUUGUGAAAACGUACACAUUCGACGAUGUCAGAGACAAUGCUAAGCUCAAAGAGAGUGAGCUUGAAGAGCUGCUGCACUGAAGCACAGCGCUAUGAACCCCCCACCCAACCACCCUUAUCUUCCAAACUACCCCUCCCUCCCUCCCUCCCUCCCAUCCCCUGAACCCUUCACCUUUUGGCCUCCGACGUCACCCCAGACUAUGGAGGUAGCGUGCACUGCUAAUAGACCCCACACCCCAAAGCCUGAGAAGUCCCUGAAACGUUCCUAAAAUCCUAAAAUUCACCCUCAGCUCAGUAGUUCUCCGACGGAAUGGGGAAUGAGAGAUUUGGAAAAACUCACACACCUCGGAUGAACAGCCCCAGUGAGUUUUAGAGUGGGGAGAAAAAAAAGAAAGAUGUUGAUGUGUGAGAGUCAUGCAGAGGGAGAGAAGUUGCAGAUUAUGAUGAUAAACCAUGCGUUCACAUCCCCAUGCCACCGCCCCGCCCCCCACCCAAAAAAACGUCAAAUUCAACUAUGGCAUGUUGCACUAGACUGGACAUAUUGCAAGGUAAGAAAUGUGAUUGGCUGCUGAUAGGCAAUGUGUCAGCAGUGUGUCAGCAGACUUUUCCACACACAAAAACCCCCCAAACAAACCGGAUGAUUGUAGGUUUUUUUCUUUUGGAGGAGUUUCUGGGCGCUGCACGUGGAGUGAACCCAUGGUGAGUCAAAAGACAGAAAGUUUACGAGAGAAAGAGACAAAAUUAGAGAAAUAUGAAGCCACACCCACACCAAUGACCGUGCCCCGUGUAUUGUGUACAGAAGUGUUUAGUAAAAGAAAAAACUACAUGUCUGAAUCUACUUAGCUUUGUCUUUUAUGUGAAGAAAAGAAAACAAUGAUCACGGUAUAUAACGGUGCACCAAUAACAUUUACGGCUAAUAUUGUAUGUUGCUUCUUCUUUGAAACAGGAAAUAAUGAACACUGUAUGUAUUUUACCGUAAUUAUGGGUGAUGAAGGUAUUCUUUUUUUUUCACAGCUCUCUUUCUUUUUAAUCAGUAGCUACGGCCAAAAUUAUAAAAGGCCAAAAUGUAUCAAGUACUACCUGAAUAUUUUGUACUAUUACUCCGCCAAAAAAAAUGUUAUUGGUGCAUCUCUGAAGGUAUAGAAAUGAUCAUCUGCUUGCCAUUAUGUUGCCCGGAGAGCAUUCACAUCAUAAAUGCCCAAUCCACAAUCCAAUCAUACCACAAAAUCAUUAAUAUUGUACAUGAAGGGUUUUUUCAUUCUCAAAGUGAUGCGAAAAGCUCAAUUUCCAUCAAUAAUUUUCUCGGAGAAGCUCAAAAUCUUUACAAAACUACAGUGAAUAAGUUGGCAAGAUUGGAUUUUUCUAGUGGAUUAGAAAGAGUCCAAAUUUUUGGAUUGGGUCUUCAUAGUGGCGAAUGCUCUUGAAACCAGUCUUUGCUGUAUAAGACCAAGAGUUGAUGUAAAAAAAAAAACAAGAAAAAAAAAGAAAAAAUGCAUCACAGAAAUUGUCUUCACUGGAAUGAAGAUGAUCUAACUAUGUGUUUAUGGAAGAUUACAUAUGUGGCUUCUGGGCUGAAAUGUUUGUUAAAUGUUGGUUCUGAUGUGUGUGUGUGUGUGAGUCUGAUUGGAUCUGUGUGUGUGUGUGUGUGCGCGUGUGUGUUUGCUGACAUCUUCUUCCUUUAAAGGAUCGUGUAGUAUUCCUUUAUGCAAACGUACUUGUCGAUCGGGGGAAUAGAGAAACACUUUUCCUUUUUACUUUGCCGGCCUUUCAUUCCAGAGGGAAACGCAGUUUUGUGACAAACAGGGAGUGAUGCGCCGUGUUUCUCCUGAGCAACAUUGACAGAGGCAGAAAAGUUAGACAUUGCGUUAGAAAUACUUCCCGACAGCAACACGUUCCUGUGUGAUUAAAAACCAGCUAUGAUUUGUCAGUUGGUGGAGCACCGUGUCCCUUGGUAUCACUGCCUUAACUUGUGAAAAGCAGGGAAACUUUCAACAAAGGUGCUGCUGGGGAAAACAAAGGAUGUUGAUGUGCCCACCUUGCACUCCUGCUUGGAUUUUACAGUAGAAUUUAUUGCCCAGGUCUAAAUGGGAUCUCGCGGAUGAUGAUGCAUUUUCGGAGAUAAUUAUCUUCCCAUUCAGAGCAUCUGAGUUGAAAGUCACUCCUGUUUCCAGGUGCGCUGUCAUCACAUUGCUAAGCUGUCCUUUUCAGAAUGAAGGGAUUUUUUUCAUAUUGCAGAGCUACGACAGAUUUAAUGAGAGGGGGGCUACGAGCUAGUGACAUCACAGGAAUCAAACAUUUUGUUAGAAGAUGGGCAGUGGAUGCAACAUUUCUCCCACCUCACUAUCAAACAACAAAAAAAGAAGGAAAUAAAUUCAGUGAUCCCUCCAUGCAUCUAGCACUUUUAUUGUAAUGCCAUCAAACUUUUAAUUGUCCAACACUUAAACUUUAAGCUUUUUAGCAUGCUGUCUGUUAGCAUUUAGCUCAAUUAAACCGCUGUGCCUAAGUACAGCCUCACAGAGCCGCUAGCGUGACUGUAGACACUCAAUCUUUUCUAAACAUUCAACUCCAGGUUUGUUAUCUGCCUGCAUACAAUCUUCAGACAUGAUGCUGCUUUACAUUAACAGCAUAACACAUCCUCCUGGCACUGGGGGUGCUACCACAACCUGUGAUGUCACUGACUCCCCUCCCUCGCCUCUGGCUCAGAUCAUCCUCCUCCAACAUCGACAGGCUGAUAAACACACACAGCCAGUCACAAAUAGGAAAACAAAUGUCACGCUAUUUUCUUUUUAUUUCUUUUUUCUCCCUCCCCCUUUUUGUUUUUGCAACUGUCACUAAUGUUACUGUAACUGUCAAAAUCAUUUGUUAUCUAAUUGUUCUGAACAGUUUGGCUUUUCUUUUGUUCCAAUUAUGGGGUGUAAAAUUUUGAUUUUACUAUUUUGAUACUGUCUCUGUUCUUACCUCUGAGAAAUAUUAUUUUGUAUGACAAAGGAGAAAAACAAACGCCAGACACAUUGCAGUAAAUAUCCUUACUUACGAACGAUGCGGCCAUACUGCCUUCUCACUUGUACAUACAGCAACUAGUUUGAAAGCAGAGAGGGCAGGUUAGGGAGAUGACCACACUAGAUAAUAUUAUUAUUAUUUUUGUCAAAACGACCCUUUUUGUACCAACAGAAGAAUAUCCAAAACUGCUUGACAGAAUUGGCAGUGCGAAUGUUUUUUUUUGUGACUGUCAAGCCUUUAGCUUCUGUUUGUGUGUGUGUGUGUUGUCAGGUGUGUGUGAGAGAGAAUGUCUGAUGGAUGAAAACAUGUUUGUGAAUACUUUUUUUUCUCUUUAUGUUGUUGUUGUUUUACUUGUAUGUAUAUGUUGGUUGUCCCAAAUUCUCUCCCAACACAACUGAUAUUUUAACUAACCUAACUUGCUAUAUUGUCAACAAUACAUCAAUUAAAGAUGCCACCCUG